Psammomys obesus (fat sand rat) is the source of this 5384-nucleotide messenger RNA. RefSeq names its product SAP30 like (gene Sap30l). The transcript is spliced from 4 exons. Gene Ontology annotation, cellular component: histone deacetylase complex. Bases 194 to 742 code for a protein of 182 amino acids. Lineage: Eukaryota; Metazoa; Chordata; Mammalia; Rodentia; Muridae. Gene Ontology annotation, molecular function: transcription coregulator activity; protein binding. Gene Ontology annotation, biological process: regulation of DNA-templated transcription. The record is from RefSeq and is a predicted model, not a curated record.
CUGAGCAUCCCCGACGGGGCCCGGGCUGCAGGAGCACAGAGCAGCCGGGCCUCGCGGAGCUUAGAGCGCGCCUGACCCGGGGCGCACCGUGGGACCCGGGCGCGGGGCUGGCGAAGAGCUGCCCCGCGGGGCCAGCAGCCGCGGAGUGGCCUACAGGGGCCCUCCCCCGGAGGGGCCGGGCCGGGGCGGGGAGAUGAACGGCUUCAGCACGGAGGAGGACAGCCGCGAAGGGCCCCCUGCCGCCCCCGCCGCCGCCCCGGGCUACGGCCAGAGCUGCUGCCUCAUCGCGGACGGCGAGCGCUGCGUCCGGCCCGCGGGCAACGCCUCCUUCAGCAAGAGGGUGCAGAAGAGCAUCUCGCAGAAGAAACUCAAGCUGGACAUCGACAAGAGCGUAAGGCACCUGUACAUCUGCGACUUCCACAAAAAUUUCAUCCAGAGCGUCCGAAAUAAAAGGAAGAGGAAGACCAGCGAUGAUGGCGGAGACUCCCCUGAGCAUGACACCGACAUUCCUGAGGUCGAUCUGUUCCAGCUGCAGGUGAACACGCUCCGACGCUACAAACGGCACUACAAGCUGCAGACCAGACCAGGCUUCAACAAGGCCCAGCUAGCAGAGACCGUGAGCCGACACUUCAGGAACAUCCCAGUGAACGAGAAAGAGACGCUUGCCUAUUUCAUCUACAUGGUGAAGAGCAACAGGAGCAGACUGGACCAGAAAUCGGAGGGCAGCAAGCAGCUGGAGUGAGACACAGGCGGCCUGGGGAGGUGGAGGCCUUGGCGAGAGGACAGGCGCACGGUGCUCGAUGACAGGUGGUCCCUGCAACAUCUCAGCCCCUCAGGACUGUUCAUAUCCACUGUAAAUAAAGUCUGAAUGAUGGAUGCUGUAAAUCUUUCUGUCAGGAGGAUUAUAUUCUCACAGGUCAGCGUGUGUGCAGAAAGACCUUAAGAUAACUGCUCAGACUGAAACAACAGUAUUAUAAAAGGAAUUUUUAAAACCGGGUCUUGAGUACACAGCAAAGCUUUAAAUCAGUUCUAGAAGUGCUGGGUGAUAUGCAUUUGGCAAUCACCAAGCAGUACCAGGCUGCCGCAGGCAAGGCCCAACCCUGGCAGCAUGGCUCAGUGACAGCGGGAUGACAGAGUAAGCCCAUGUUUAGACUGACCCUUGCCCGCUGGGCAUGCCGCUUUAUUGCAAGUUUUGCCCAUUUAGUAGCAAAUCGGCUCGACACUGGUCCCUCACUUGCCCUGUGACAUGUACACAGUGGACACCCAGUGUGUGUUGGCCAAGAGCUGUCCCAGCCACAUAGCUUCUGCUUCGCUCCUCCUGCCACUGAGACCUGUCAUGGAUGUUGCUCUCUCCUUAACUAGAGGUGGAGGAAACCCUGCCCCUCCGCAAGGAGUUCAGGUAAGCAAGGACCUCUCGGCAGUUGCAAAACGUAUCUGUUGCAAUUCUAGAAGCAACACAAAAAACGUUACAGGCUGGCCAUGGCGGUGCAUGCUUUAAUUCAGAAGACCAAGGCAGAAAGACAGUGAGGUCAAGGGUAACCUGGGCUAAAGACCUGCACACACAAUAGAUAAAUGAUUUUUUAAAAGUCUAAACAAAACCACAUCCUUUCAUGAGGGUCUUCUACGUUUUACGCAGGGUGGCUACCAUGGCCCCUUACACUCCCGGCAGUAAGUGCUCUCACAGACAGAUGGGGUGUCUUGAGCUCAUGUUCCCAGUCUCUCGUUCACAACCUGCAGGAGAGCUGCUGGAGUCCCGGGACUCCUGCUUAGAAGCCCAGCUGUGGGGAGACAGUGUGGCUGGACUUGGCUCCCUGACCUUGCAUGGCAGGAUGUCAUGAGCCUGGACAAGAAAGGUCACUGCUCUUUUAAGUAUUAAUUUCUGUCAUUGUUCAAGUCAGACUCUUCUGUCUACUUCUGUCAGAACUGAAGCACCCUGGGAGAGCAAAGCUUUUGUAUCCAAAGACUUGUGCAGAUUUCCAGUCAGUUUGUGGGGCAAAGGGUACAGGUAGAGGAAUAAGACAAAGAUUCCUAAUUCCCAACCAUCCUGGUCAAUGUCUCAUUCUCCUAUUCCACUGCUUUGAGUUUUUUGUAAGCCCUAACAGGACAGCAGAGGCCUGGCCCGACACUUAAUGUCUCCCAGAUGGCUUCCCCUAAGCGCUGUCUCAGAAAUCAGACCUGACCCUACACUGAGCGAGUGGAGAAUGCGGGAUGCUGUUCCUUCUGUGGAGCAGAACACCAUGCUCCUGUGGAAUGGGGACAGGGCGCCAGUGUCUGUCACUAACAUGCACUGUGUUCCCCUGUAGCCAAACUCCGAGUAGUGUUCAGGAUGCAUGCCACGCAGACCGCUUCCCAGUAGACCAUGUGUAAAGAGGUGUGUGUGGAAUACGAGCGCUGUGCUGUUUGCAAGCGAGGGCUGGUGAGGCACCCCCUGGUGUGGUCAGUCCUCAGACUUCAUGCAGAAGGCUCGCUCUCCCUCCUGCCACAGAAGGAGACAACAGGAGAGCCGCGGAGAAGCUGGUGGCUGUGGGCAGAUGGAACCUUUAGUUUAUCCGGCCCUGUGGGAACGUCAGUGUCUUGUCAAGAAAGAAUAUGUAGCUUUCUGAUACCUAAACCAAAACUGUGGGCAUGUAAGUUCUGUCCCUGUUCCUUUAGCAUCAAGUCUGGUUUCCUCUGGAGAGGCUCACUUCUGUGCAAGAUGUGCCCAGAAGUCCCCGUGUUGCUGGAGAACAUCUGCCCUCCAACCCAACGCCAUCACAGAAUCCUCGUCCUCUGAGGCAGGCAGCCUUGGAGAAGCAGAGGCAGGGCUACCUUUUUCAACCCUUCAAAACAGAUCGCCUGACAGAAAGGGAAAAGCUGUUUUAACUCCGAUCCAGAAGAAGCUGGCUGUGUUGCUGUGUUGUCAGAGCAGCAGCCCUUUCUCCCCAUCUGCUGGCUUAGCCGUGGGCAAGAGCCUGCUGCCUUCAAGAAGGGCCGAGGCCUGGCUUGGGAGCAGUGGACAGAACAGUGCUUGUCUCAGCUACCUGUGUUUUCAUAUCACCUAUCCAUGCCACACACACACACACACACACACACAACACACACCUGUGACCUCAUCGCGGUCUUCUCUCUACUCGGUGCUCCUGGGCAGAACUGAAUUUCAAGCCCAGAAGUGGUGUGGCUUCCUGCCUCUAGUCCAGCCUGGUGUGGUUCUUCAGUAUGCCCUGACGGUGGUCACAUGGAGACAUCCAUAGCCUGCCAUUCAUUUGGGAUUUUAAUUUUUUUUUUUACAACACAUAGGGACAGACUUCUCAUUGCGUGGAACAAACUGUGAAGGGAAAAAAAAAAAAAAAAAAAGAUCAUGACUGAACCUCACAAAGAAGAACAACCCAAAAUUCCAGGUGGAGGUUGUAUCUGGAGAAACUUGGUGUCUGUGUGCCGCGUGUCCCUGCCAUAGACAGCUGUGCUCAUAAUGGCCCUCAGAGAGCAGAUCUUAGCAUAACACAUAGUGGUCACGUCUCCCGAGCGAGCACGGGUGUGUGCCUUCCAAGGGACUGCCUGAUUUGUGAUGGUCGGAUAGCGUUGGUCCCAGGCAUAGGCCCAAAGAAGUUGCCUUCUCAACACCAUCUGAAGGUUCUCCGUGGUGUAACAGGAUCCGGAAGGUUGAAGAGUCUUGAAUCCUCCCAUCCAGCUUCUCCAUUGGUGCUGACAUUCUGCUUAUACCCAUCCAGCCAGGAAGCAGUCCACACUUGGCUACCUCCAGGGACAGAGAGUUCACUACCUCUUGGGGAAGACUGUUCAGUCAUUAGCUUCUGGCUUUUCCGCGCUCUCUGUAAUUUGCCAGGACUGGGUCCUUUGCUCAAAGAGCGACCCAUAGCCCCCACACAUUGUAUCUUUCUUCCAGAAGGAAACAGCGGGAUACAAUGUGUUGUUUUCACCCGGCUUACCCUAAGUAUCGGUCUUGGGAAACGUUGGAGAAACCCCUCAGCCCUUGCUCAGUCAUGCCAAAGUUGCCAGCAAGGCACCAGCAUGCUAACAAGACUCCUAAGUCAACGGAGGCCCUAGCCCCAUGCUGGCCGGCCGCACAGAGCUCGUGGUGUCUCUGAGGAGAAACUUCAGCUGGAGGAUUUUAAGCAGCACAAGGCUUUGCCUGGAGUCUAAGGACCCGAGGUUGCUGAGGGCUCAUGCCUUCAGGUGGACGUCACCAGGAACGCCAUGUCUCAGUAUCAGAGGCAUGCCAGCCCCUCAGAGUCACCCAAGGUUGCCAUCCCAUCAUGUCUUUUCUUUAGUGAAUCAGGGAAACAAAAGUCCCGAGGGAUUUGCCAAGGUCACAUGUCAGUGAGGGGCCUUUGCAAAUGCUCCUCAGUCAUUUGCACUCUCUUCAGUCAUCUGCAGGGUGAUCUAAGGUAAGCUGCCCUGGCACAUGCUAGAGCCUGUCACUAGGAGCCCCUCCAGGGCAGCUGGGCUCCUGGGGAUGAACCGACCUGCAGAACUCUAGGAGAAACGAGGUGAGGAUAGGGCCUGCUAAGCUUAGUAAGAUGACUGGCCAAGGAGCAGACAAGCUGUCUGUAAAACCCCAGUGGGCAUGCCCACCACAGCCCCUAGCCACCCAGGAUAGCUCGCUCUAAAUGUAGCCCAGCAUAGAAUCACAAGUUAUGUGAAGCAUUAUGAGAUUUAUUUCACCGUUUUUUAAAACUCGGCUGUGGUGUUCUCGAACAUGAACUUUUGUUGGUAAGAAUUAGGCCCAGAGAUGUCAAAGGCGGACCAACACCUUAGAAAGAGGGCUCCGUCCGUGUUCUCUGCCUUUCACCCUGUCUCUGAGGCUGGGUGAAGGCCCUGGCUCUGGGUUCCUACAGAACCAAUCAGUCAGACUGAAGGGGGAACGAGCUCAUGCACUGGGGAGCACGGGUCUUUGGGGGUGCCUUUCCUUUAUUUCAUUGGAUUGCAGACUGCUUCCAAGUUUAUGGUCGGUAAAAGUCACUGUGAUAUUAAGGGGGGCAGAGUGGGCCUGGGGCUCGGUGUGGAGCAUCUCCGGUGACUUCCCCCUCCUGGCAUAUCUGAACAAAGCCCCCUUCUGCUUGCUGUCACGUGCCGUCCUUCCCUGCUUUCUGUUGCCUGUGAUGCUGACUGGAGUGUAUUGGGGGAAUGGGAUUUGUCCGCUUUGUAACUGCCUUAUUGAAAAGUAAGUGCCCUUCCAUCCCAGGCCUCCAACUGUAUUUGUUCUCCUGCCAAACUUGGGAGGAAUGGGUCACUUGUAUUUUGAUUUUGUGCCUGUGGCUCUGUACUGUUGAAGGUCUCGAUUCUCUGGACUCUCCUUGGCAUAUAUGCGACUCCCGUCGCAGCGUCACACAGACAGGAUGGCCCGACCUUUAAUUCUCAAUAAAUGAUCUGAACGAGCAAGAGACAUA